AUGGCUACCCUGAACUUCCUCAAAUCAUCCUUGGAAGCGGUAGCGGAGGACGUUCAGAAGCUCGCGCUGUCUGACGAACAAUACAGCCUUGGCCUCGAUAUUGUGCUGCAAGGUACACACAGCGAUACGUAUCGACAGUUCAUCGUUCCUCAACUUUCUCGCUUGUUUGCUCGACUGUCCAUUUCGCAGACAUCGAUAUCCAUAUUGGAAAUCGGCCCCGGUCCAAAGACGGUGCUUGGCUUGUUGCCUCACCAUCUUAGAAGAAGGGUCAAGAGAUAUGUGGCAUUUGAACCCAACGCCGUUUUCGCUGCGAAUUUGGCAGAGUUCCUCGCUCCGAAACAAGAGAAAGACAAACCCCUGCCACGUCUCCAUACUCCGGCAGAUAUUCGUGCUGGGAAAUUCACUAUCCAUCAAGACGCCCCUGGAUCAGAAGAGGAGAAAUUCGACCUGAUUUUGUUCUGUCACAGCAUGUCCGGUAUGAGACCGAAACGAGCCUUCGUUGAGAGAUCGUUAAACUUCCUCGCCAAAGCUGGAAUGGUGGUGGUCUUCCAUCGCAGCGGUUCUCUCGAAUUCGACGGCUUGGUAUGUCAUGCCACCGCCAGUUUCCCGACUGGUGUCGUGCGAGUGCCAAAUGAAGAUGAAAAGUUGGACCAAUUCGCUCCGUUCAUCGCUGGAUUCAUGCCAUGUGAAUCUCUGGUGGAUGAUGUUCUGGAUGAAUGGCAGAGGGUUUGCCGCGAAAAUGGCCGCAUAUCGAUCGGACAUGCUGAUCAAAUCGAGUUCAGCUCUCCUGAGGUGAUGGUUGCGUUCACUCACGGCGCCACCUCGCUGCCAGAAUUGCUGGCUAAAGUGCCCACUGUAGUCAAUGGAAAGCCCAUCAAGAGCCCUGAAGCUCGUUCUUGCUCUCCGGCGACCAUUGUCCGGCCAGAAGGGAUCCAACAUGUCCGGGAGUGUGUUUUGUGGGCUCUCCACCACGGCCACAGCCUCACCGUACUCAGCGGUAGCCACGGCGGCCACUGUAUCGUGGAUCACACAGUGUGCGUCGACAUGAGCGCUUUUAACGAGAUGCAAAUUGUUCCGCGCAGCGGUGGUGUAGGACACGCUGAAAGUGCUGGACAGAGUCUGGUCGUCGCGCAGACUGGAUGCGAUACUGGAGAUAUCAUCCGCGGGACAAUGGUAGAAGGCCUGACUGUCCCGUUAGGGGCACGUCCCAGCGUAGGAGCUGGACUGUGGUUGCAAGGCGGGAUCGGACAUCUCUCCAGACAGCAUGGACUAGCUUGCGAUGCUAUUGUUGGCGCGAUUUUGGUCAGCGUGGACUCCGGCGGGGUAUUCGUUGUCGGCCACGUACCUGAAGCUCACCAGCCGUCCGGUGCUACACGACCAGCGAAUGAGGAUGAUAUCCUAUGGGCACUCCGAGGAGCAGGUACCAACUUUGGAAUCGUCGUCAGUGUCACCUUCAAGGCAUUCCCUGCAUCGAAAUUUUUGACUGGGAGCUGGAAAAUCCCGCUGAACGGUAAUCUCGAACUUCAAAGUAGGAUCGAGGAGCUCAACGCCUACGCUAUUGAUCUCCCUCCGAGCAGCUCUCUGGAUUUCUACUUGUAUAGUGAAGCUGAUCAGCUCAACCUGGGAGCAAUUUUAUAUGAGGCAAGAGAGUCAGCAGAUCGAACGUCUGACAGCACAACAUCUGCUGCUCUGCGUCUUUGCUCUACGCUGGGUGUAGAGCAGACCUCUCAAGUCGUCGACGCCGUUGAUCUUUUUGAUACAGAAAUGUAUGUUUCCGGUAUGCAUGGCGGUCAUGGCGGUGGGAAGACUUCCUCAUUCAAACGCUGUGUGUUCCUGAGAAGCAUCGACGCAACGAAAGUCCUCUUAGCUUUGACAGGUGCCAUGGACUCUCGACCUUCACCCCUCUGCUAUCUUCAUCUAUUACAUGCCGGGAAAGCAGUGACUGAGAUCGAAGACGAUGCUACUGCAUUUGGCUGCAGAGAUUGGGAAUUCGCGUGCGUCGUGACUGGCGUCUGGAAGCGUAGUGAAGACGGCACCGCCGCUUCUCGCUCCGCCACUGCAUGGGUCUACAGCACUGUCAAGGAACUUUUGAUCUACUGUCAGGGUGUGUAUGGUGCGGAUCUUGGUCCCGAUCCGAGAGAUGCCAGUCUUGCUGCCUAUGCCUUUGGGCCGAAUCGACCGCGCUUGGCUCGUCUGAAACGGAAGUUGGAUCCACACAAUGUUCUUGCUCACGCUUGCCCGCUGCCUCAGAUACCCAAAGCUCCUAAAGUCAUCAUCCUCGUGACAGGAGAGAUAUGCGCAGGGAAAGACUUUUGUGCGGAUGUGUGGGUCGAAUUUCUCAGCCAUCAUCAUCGACUAACAGCUCGUGCUGUCAGCAUCAGCGACGCAACUAAACGUGAGUAUGCCUCUUUGACCGGCGCUGAUCUCAACCGGUUGCUGCACGAGCGUGCUUAUAAAGAAGAGCAUCGGACCGCAUUGACGACUUUCUUCAGACAGCAGGUACGAGAUCGACCGUGGCUCCCGGAAGACCACUUUUUGCAGUUGGUACAUGGCGCGUCUGACACCGAUGUACUGUUCGUUACCGGCAUGAGAGACGAUGCCCCUGUAGCGACUUUCUCGCAUCUCGUUCCACACAGCAAAGUUAUCGAACUACGUGUCCGCGGCAGCAAAGAGACCCGAGAACACCACGCGAGGCCAAAUUCUUGUCCUGUCAACAGUAAUGACAAACAGAGUGACUGGCAACCUGAUCUUAUCUUUGACAACUAUACCGCUGGUGAAGAGCAAGCGAAUCUAUUCGCUAGCUCGCACUUACUUCCGCUCAUCCAUCGAGAUUUCCACAGACUGGGCGAUAUGGUGCGCUCCGUGCCCGACUUUCCGCGGAAAGGCGUGGAGUUUCACCACGUUCUGAAUAUCGCUCAGCAAGCACAAGGACUGUCUCUGUGCGCCAAAUUGAUGGAAAGUCACUUUCCAGGCGACUGGUCCAAGAUCGGAACGCUUGUCUGUUGCGAAAGUGGAGGCUUUGUCUUUGGCGCAGCAGUGGCAACGCGGAUGGGCCUUCCGUUGGCUUUGAUCAGGGAGGCCGGGAAACUGCCACCACCCACUGUCUCGGCAGCGAAAAGGCCUUCCUUUAUAUCCUCUCUGGCAAUAGAGCCCGUGGAGACCAAGAGGUUCGAGAUGGCUGCAGACGCUAUUCCUACGCAUAAGCCCGUGGUGGUAAUUGACGAUGUCCUCUCUACUGGGACGACACUCUGUGCUGUGCUACAACUGCUGGUGGAGGUCGGCGUUAGUGUUGAAAAUACCAGUGUCAUGGUGGUCGUUGAGUUUCCCGUGCACAGAGGUCGCCAGUUCUUGCGUGAGCAGGGCUUCGGCAAGGUCCGGAUUCAAAGCCUGCUUGUAUUUGGAUGCACAUGA
Lecanosticta acicola is the source of this 3411-nucleotide messenger RNA. The record is from the annotation of a GenBank genome assembly. Lineage: Eukaryota; Fungi; Ascomycota; Dothideomycetes; Mycosphaerellales; Mycosphaerellaceae.